AUGAUAUCCUCACGACCAUCACCACCAAUCGAUGAAGAAACAACAACUCGAGAAACCGACUCGGACUCAACGUCAACUCUUGAAGUUGAAAUUGAGUACCAUCGACCAGAGCUGAAAGAGUUUGAUCCUCGGAUGCUCUCUCCUCCGAAACCUCUGUCCUUCAAAGAUAAAGUUCGGAAACGAAUACAAACAGGGAUCUUUUUCAGAUCUGGAUGGAGUAUUUAUGGCAUUGUGGUGGUGGCUAGAGAAACUAGUUGCGUGGGUAAGAAUGCCAAUGGAGCUCAUAUAUUUUCAAUUGUUUCAGUGAUUUCAAACAUGGUUCAAGUGGUUGUGAUUGUUCUCAUUGGAAGCUUUUUGAUUGGUCUUUAUGUGGCCAAACUAGUUCAAAAAGAUAAGAAGAAAGAAAAAGGGCAGUACUCACAACUGGAUGAUCUCAGCUCAUACGUCAAUCAAUCCGUUCCACUCAUGGAAGAAGACUCUAAGGCGUCUGAAAAGCAUGAGGAAGAGUUGGAAUUGGAGUCAAGUGUCCACAACCUUAUCAUCGAAAAUAAUUUUUCGAGCAAUGGCUGUUCGUUUCCUGUCGAUGAAAUCAUCUUGGAAGAUGAAGUCAAUCAUGAGGAUAUUGCUGUUGAGCAUCUUGACCUGGAUCCAAUCGAUGAAAUAAAACUAAAGUUUAACUUGUAG
Molecule: messenger RNA, 684 nt
Organism: Naegleria fowleri
Lineage: Eukaryota; Heterolobosea; Eutetramitea; Acrasida; Naegleriidae
Exons: 2
Coding region: 1-684 (227 amino acids)
Source: RefSeq, a predicted model, not a curated record